AUGUCAACCUCGAAGUUUCAAACACUGGGUACGGUGGUCGUCGUCGGUGGAUGCGGGUUCCUGGGUAGCCACAUCGUCAGCUACAUCGUCAAGCGCCAUCCCCAGACACGGAUUGCGGUCCUCGACUUGCGCACAAACUCGAACCGUCAUGCGAGCAGCACAGUCUCCUACCACGAUGGCGACAUCACCGAUCUGGCCGCUAUGCAGAAGUUCUUCGCUCAAACCAAGCCCGACGUCGUCAUCCACACAGCCUCUCCGCACUUCAACCUGCCACCUGCGAUCCACAACAAGGUCAAUGUUGAGGGCACCAAGAACCUGCUGAAGGCAUCGCAAGAUGCGGGAGUCAAGGCUUUUGUAUACACCAGCUCUGCUAGUGUCAUAUUUGGUGGAAGCACUGAGCUUGUCAAUGCGGACGAGAAGUGGCCCUUGGUUACUGGAGAUGCGCAGCCUGAGUACUACACCACCACCAAGGCUUACGCUGAGACGUACGUGCUCGAAGCUAACCGCAAGCCAGAGAGCUUCCUUACCGCCGCCAUUCGCCCCGCAGGUAUCUUUGGAGAGGGAGACGUACAAUUACUCCCCAAGAUGGUCACCGCUUACAAGGAUGGGAAGACCAAGUACCAGGUCGGCGAUAACGACAACCUCUUCGACUUUACGUACGUUGAGAACGUAGCGCAUGGCCACGUCCUUGCGGUACUGGCCCUCCUCAGCACACACAAGUUCCUGCCUACCGUCCCCAUUGACACCGAGCGCGUCGAUGGCGAGGCUUUCUUCAUCACGAACGGCGAGCCAGUGUUUUUCUGGGACUUUGCGCGCGCAGUAUGGCACGAGGCCGGCGACCGUCUGCCACUGAAGUCUGUAUGGCAUCUGGAUGCCGGGUUCGCCAGCAUGGUCGGCUUCUUCUCAGAGUGGGCUAUGUGGGCAAUGGGCAAGACACCCAAUUUGACAAGGGCGCAAGUCCGAUACAGCACCUUGAAGAAGUACCACAGCAUCGCAAAGGCAAGGAACAGGCUUGGCUAUUCGCCAAUCGUCAGUCUGGAUGAGGGAGUCCGGAGGGGCGUGAGGUAUAUCAUCGAGCAGGAUGAGAAGGCAGGCCAGAAGAAGGGACAGUAA
Molecule: messenger RNA, 1113 nt
Organism: Ascochyta rabiei
Lineage: Eukaryota; Fungi; Ascomycota; Dothideomycetes; Pleosporales; Didymellaceae
Product: 3-beta-hydroxysteroid-4-alpha-carboxylate 3-dehydrogenas(decarboxylating)
Exons: 2
Coding region: 1-1113 (370 amino acids)
Biological process (GO): steroid biosynthetic process
Molecular function (GO): 3-beta-hydroxy-Delta5-steroid dehydrogenase (NAD+) activity
Source: RefSeq, a predicted model, not a curated record